AUGGACGACAUACUUCAAAGCGUGCGGGAGGAGAUGCGCGAAGAAGAGGAACAUUGCGAACGGCCAUCAACACCUACUCCCUCACCCCACCGCGGUGCUGAAGAAUCUCCGCGCAAAAGAAGGCGCAGAGAACUCGAGUCGUCCCCACCAUCCUCUCCGACUAAGCGCACCCGAGCACUGUCUUCCUCUCCGACCCGGGUGUUCAUGCCCCCGUCUUCAUCACCUGGCCCCAGCCCCGAGCAGUUGUCUUCUCCAGGUCCAUCCUCCCCCAUUGCUGAGUCAUCCGGCACCGCCGGGCCGAUCUACCCGUUCCCGACGCCUCAAGACCGUGUCCGACCCAGCGAAUAUCUGCGUGGCCAAUGUCCCGCAUGCUUUGGUGGCAAAUGGGAAGAUGCACAAAUGGCGCUGCAUUGCAUCGUUUGUGGAGAUGCAUGCUUUACGCAAAAAAGGAACAAGGAUUGGGGGCAGCAAGACCCAGUACGCGCGCAUCCGAAGUCUUCUUUUCUACCCGAUGAAGCGACAGAAAAGAUGGCUCAGUGGGUCGAAGGGAUCCGUCCCACGCGUCCUGCUCCGGGCUCAGCGGCUGCACCAACACAAGAGGCCAAUGAUGAUGACGAGAUCGAAGCACUGUCCAUUCCUCUGCCGCGAUCUGUGCUCAAUGAGUGCGAGCGGUCUUUCGCUGCAGCAGACGAGACCAGAGCAAAGAGCAGUUCUCAGUUCUUUGACAAUAAGGGGCUCAUGGGCUUGUCGUGUCGUCACGACAACCUUCUCUUCCUGGCAAACAUCAAGAGGCCUGGCGAACGCCAGUUCUACAUGUUCACCCUCAUUAGGGUGUUUCACGAAGCCUUUUUAUGA
Mycena citricolor is the source of this 855-nucleotide messenger RNA. NCBI's taxonomy places the organism in Eukaryota, Fungi, Basidiomycota, Agaricomycetes, Agaricales, Mycenaceae. The record is from the annotation of a GenBank genome assembly.